This is a messenger RNA of Desarmillaria tabescens, 1437 nucleotides long. RefSeq lists its product as uncharacterized. NCBI's taxonomy places the organism in Eukaryota, Fungi, Basidiomycota, Agaricomycetes, Agaricales, Physalacriaceae. The transcript has 11 exons. The record is from RefSeq and is a predicted model, not a curated record. Bases 1 to 1437 code for a protein of 478 amino acids.
AUGCCGACAUUCACAUUCCCUCUUCCUCUCAUGGCACCACCUAAAAAAUAUCAUACACUUGAAUCAAAGCGUCGUUCAGUGUGCGAGAAAAGUAAAUGCUAUUAUGAAAGAAACAGGCGCCAAAUCCGAUUGCAGCGCAGAGCUGCGUACGAUGCUAAGACUUCGGCGGAGAGUUGCUCUAACGAGGAACCCACCGUCGUGAAUGUCAAACACAUCACCAGACUCAGAAAAACCAAUGCGCUUGAAAUUCAAACAAGGAGAAAAUAUCUAACACGCCAGGUCAAUAGUCCGCCUUCAUCUAAGAAGCCUGCCCCAGCACAGCCUUUACCGCCUGUCGACUUAUUCCUUAAGCUGGACGCAGAAGCGAACGCCCUUCAAGACAAAUUCAAUUCCUUCAUUCAGGGCGUGUCUAUCUCUGAAUAUGCCGAGUCGCUCUUGAAAGCAUACUUCAAGUCGAGCUCAAAACGCCAGGGCCAAAUUGGUGUCUUUGUGGACCCAUUGCAAGAGUUGUACGGCCUCCGGGACUCUUACACAAAGAUAGAAGCUAGAUCUCGCGAGGUUGAAGGUUUAAGCACAAGGCAUAAUGUGCUGGUGCAGACAGGUAUUCCUAUCCACAAGGUAGUUGAAUGGGUGGAAGAUUUUUGGCGUUGUGCUAUUGAUGGUCCAGGAAGCUUGCGGUUGAGAAAGUCGAGUGAGAGCAUUCUCGAUCACUCGUCGACGUCCCUUGAGUCACGUAGGUCCAAUAGUAUCAACAUCCGAGCUGCGUCUGAGGCCGAUUCUGUCAAAAGCUCCAGCAAGAACAUGUUUAAGAGACAGUACUGCAUAUGCGUUUUCCCUGGGUUAACCUCAAUCAUGAUAUGUCUCUCGUCGACGUUGGCUGAUCACAUGGCGAUGCCUGGCAAAAGGGCUUCAAAAGUGACAGCUGGCGCAAGGAGCCGCUUGGCAGAGAGGCAGGAGAUCACUUGGGGCAAGGCUUCUGGACCACUCAAGCAGAAUCUGUACUCUGUUCAGGCUCUGUUGCAGAAAGAAGGGAAUCCUGAUCACUGGGACUUGGACAGCGGCAGUUUUGAUUCUGCAGUAUGGACUGUAUACUGUCUGGUCAAGAAUUUAACAGUUUCAGUCUCGUAUAUGGGUGAUUUGGAGCAAACUGUUGGGUCCCCGAGCUUCGGGCUCCUGAUCCGAGAGAUGCUGAUGCAGUUCGCCACUGGAAUUCGUUGUCGCCAAAGGAGCAAGCUCUCUUACGUAGCAGAGAUUCGUAAAGGAUUAACUGGAUUUUAUACUAGGAUCUCCUCAGAAUUAUCAAGACUCUGGUGCCUGUGGGAACCCUUCUAUGCCGAGGGUCGCAAAAAGAAGAGAGCAGGACAAGCAGAGCUCCAGCUUGAUUGGCACACUGCGGUGAAGCUUCAACCUGAGCUAUCUGGUACAAGACUGAAGUGA